Strongylocentrotus purpuratus (purple sea urchin) is the source of this 3964-nucleotide messenger RNA. RefSeq names its product serine/threonine-protein phosphatase 6 regulatory ankyrin repeat subunit B-like. Gene Ontology annotation, biological process: RNA processing. The record is from RefSeq and is a predicted model, not a curated record. Lineage: Eukaryota; Metazoa; Echinodermata; Echinoidea; Camarodonta; Strongylocentrotidae. Gene Ontology annotation, molecular function: RNA binding; RNA nuclease activity; protein binding.
AUGGGGGUCAGUCGUCCGAUCCACAAAGACAGUAAGGAGGGAAAUGAACAAGAUGGCAGUGUUGAUGAUUCGCAGAGUGCACUAAGCAGUGCUGUGCAGAAUGGAAAACUUGACCUGAUCCAAAAAUUGAUCGGUAGAGGAGCCGAUGUGAAUAACAGCGGAAAUGACGAUUUGACCCCAUUAAAUCUAGCUGCACAGAAAGGUCAUCAUGACGGUUGGACUGCAUUACAUCUGGUUUCACAGAUUGGUCAUUUUGAAGUCGUCAAAGAAUUGAUCAGUCAAGAUGCUGAGGUGAAUAAAGUUGAACACGAUGGUUGGACUGCGUUACAUCUAGCUUCACAGAAUGGUCAUCCUGAUGUCACCAGAUAUCUCAUCAGUCAAGGAGCUGAGGUGAAUAAAGUUCAAAAUGACGGUUGGACUGCAUUACAUCUUGCUUCACAGAAUGGCCAUCCCGAUGUCACCAAAUAUCUGAUCAGUCAAGGUGCUGAGGUGAAUAAAGUUGAAAAGGACGGUUGGAUCCCUUUACAUUUGGCAGCACAGAAUGGUCAUCCUGAUGUCACCAAAUAUCUCAUCGGUCAAGGAGCUGAAGUUAAUAAAGGUAACAUUGCUGGUCGGACUGCAUUACAUCAAGCUUCACAGAAUGGUCAUCUCGAUGUCGUCAGAGAAUUAAUCAGUCAAGGAGCUGGGGUGAAUAAAGGUGAUAAUAUUGGUAGGACCCCAUUACAUGUAGCUGCUCAGAAUGGUCAUCCUGAUGUCACCAAAUAUCUCAUCGGUCAAGGAGCUGAAGUCAAUAAAGGCAAAAUUGAUGGUCGGACUGCAUUACAUUUAGCUGCUUUAAACGGACAUCUUGAUAUCGUCAAAGAAUUAAUCAGUCAAGAUGCUGAGGUGAAUAAAGUUCAAAAUGACGGUUGUACUGCAUUACAUCUAGCUUCACAGAAUGGUCAUCCUGACGUCACCAAAUAUCUCAGCAGUCAAGGUGCUGAGGUGAAUAAAGUCGAAAAUGACGGUUGGACUGCAUUACAUCUGGCUUCAGAGAUUGGUCAUUUUGAAGUCGUCAAAGAAUUGAUCAGUCAAGAUGCUGAGGUGAAUAAAGUUCAAAAUGACGGUUGGACUGCAUUACAUCUAGCUGCACAGAAUGAUCAUCUUGCCGUCACCAAAUAUCUCAUUAGACAAGGAGCUGAGAUUAAUAAAGGUGAUAAUAUUGGUAAGACCCCAUUACAUCUAGCUGCUCAGAAUGGUCAUCCUGAUGUCACCAAAUAUCUCAUCGGUCAAGGAGCUGAAGUCAAUAAAGGCAAAAUUGAUGGUCGGACUGCAUUACAUUUAGCUGCUUUAAACGGACAUCUUGAUAUCGUCAAAGAAUUAAUCAGUCAAAAUGCUGAGGUGAAUAAAGUUAAAGGACGGUUGGAUCCUUUACAUUUGGCAGCACACAAUGGUCAUCCUGACGUCACCAAAUAUCUCAUUAGUCAAGGAGCCGAGGUGAAUAACAGCGGAAAGGAAGGUUUAACUCCUUUACAUAUAGCUGCAAAGAAUGGUCAUCUUGAUGUCACCAGGUACCUGAUCAGGCUAGGAGCUGAUGUUGAUAAGGUUAGUGACAACGGAUGGUCAGCCUUAUACCUUGCCGCAGCUGCUGGUUACGUACGUGUUUCAAGUGCUUUGCUUAGUCAGCAAGCUGAGCUGGCAAAAGCAAAUAUAAUUUAUUGGACGGAGAUUCAUUCCGCUGCAGAGAGAGGCGAUCUUGAUGCCAUGAAAGAUCAAGUCAGUCAAGGAGCCGAGCUGGAUGAAGCUGGUUCUUUUGGUUGGACAGCCUUACAUAUUGCAGCAAGUAAUGGCCAUCUUGAUAUGACAAAAUAUUUGCUAAGUCAAGGAGCUGAUGUGAAUUCUAGCAAUGCCUUUGGUAGGUGUGCCUUGCAUAAUGCUGCAACAAAAGGGAAGUUGGAUGUCAUGGAAUAUCUGAUCAGUGAAGGGGCCGAUAUGAAUAAAGGAAAUGACUUUGGAGUGACUGCCCUACAUUUUGCAUCAGAGUCUGGCCAUUUAGAUAUCGUCGAAUUCCUAAUCGGUCAUGGAGUUGAGGCAGAAAAUUGCGACGCAGAUGGAAUUACUGCUCUCCAUUAUGCUUUAUUUGCCGGUGAGAUCGACAUUACGAAGUAUCUGCUCAGUCAAGGCUCUGAACUGAAUAAGAGAAGUGUUCGUGACUCUGUCAUCGUACAAUUUGAUGGACAGUAUGGUCACUAUGAUGUUGGGCGAUUUGUGAAGAGUAGCCUACGUCAUGCAGUUAGCAGACUCGUUGAUUCUCUCACUGUCUUUAGAGGUGCCCUAGAAAGUGAUCUUGGUAGAAGCAAAUAUCAAGAUGGCGAAGAGGAUAAGACAGUUCAAGGUGGAAUGGUUUUUGUGUAUAUGCCACUAAGAUCGUCUGAUCUUGACAUUCAAAAUCUUCUUGAAAGUCAAGGAGGCAGAACAGUUGGUCGUACAUCAUUACAAUAUGCUAUAGAAGGUGGCUUUCUUGCAGGUGUUCGGUAUCUGAUCAGUCAUGGAGCUGAUGUGAACGAAAGCAACAAUGUUGGCUGGACUGCUCUUCACUUUGCUGCGCAAAAGGGUCAUCUUGAUAUUGUAGAUUAUCUACUUGGACAAGGAGCUGAAGUAGCUAAAGGGGAUGUUGAUGGUAUCUCCCCUUUGCAUGUUGCUGCAUUUAUUGGCCACUGUGACGUUACCGAGCAUUUGCUUAGGCGAGGAGCAGAGGUCAACGGAGCCACCAAGGAGAAAGGUUAUACAGCCCUUCAUGUCGGAGUGCAGAAUGGUCAUCUCGAUAUCACGAAAGGCUUGCUCAACCACGGAGCCGAAAUUGAUGCGACAGACAAUGGCGGUUGGACUCCCUUGCACAUUGCUGCUCAGAAUGGUCACAUCGAUGUCAUGAAGUGUCUACUUCAGCAACUUGCAGAUGUAAGCAAGGUUACCAAGAAGGGAUCAUCUGCAUUGCAUUUGUCUGCUGCAAAUGGACAUACCGAUGUCACAAGAUAUCUAUCGGAGCACGGAGCUGACGUAAAUCUGUGUAAACCUGGGAAGACUGCGUUGCAACUCGCUGCGAAACAAGACCAAGUGCAUGGGACAAGUCCAGAUACGCGGUGUGCUGAAGGACAGAAACAUCCUUCUUCCCCGAAAGGACAUGCAUACACUCAGGGUUUAACAGAAGAUGAGAAGAAGGUUAUUGGGCAACUUGGUGAGAAAGGCUACACAGCAGUGUAUUUAGCAACGCAAAAUGGCUACACCUCCAUCAUCGAGACAUUAGUUUCUCAUGGCGCCGAUCUCAACAUCCAGUCCAUCGACGGACAGACCUGUCUUCACGAAGCCAUCAGACUUUCUGGUCGGGAGGACAGCAAAGUUGAAGCAACACCAGCACUCCAAAGGAUCUCAGAAGACUUCUAUCAGAACGAAUUGUCUCCCAUGAAGGCCCUGGUGUUCUAUCUCUUGGACCACGGAGCAAAACCGGACAUCAAGGAUAACCAUGGCAACCUACCAGUUCACUAUGCCAAGGAUGAAAUCAUCCGCCAGAUGAUAUUCUCAAGACCUAGUGAAGAACCCAGGAAGCAGGAAUUUGACGACCUUCCCAACUAAGACAAUACCUAAGCGGAUUCAUAAGUAUGAUGACAUCGACAGUCUAGGCGGAGAAUUGGGCUUUCAACCUCCGGAAAUCCAACGUUACAUACAAAUAAACGACAAAUACCACGAUGUUACAUGCAGGGGAACACUUGUUAUGCUCCGAGAUUGGAGGAACAGGACUAAAAGGUCCGAAGAACGGGAACAAUUGAAGAAAGCCCUGAUUGCGAUUAGACACCAACGUCUGGUAGACGACCUCCUGAACGACGAUAUGGCAAAGUUAGUAUGAACUAGGAAAAUAGACAAAUAAAUAGUUAAAAUGUGGAUAUAUGUAAGCUUUAAAGGCAGGCUUUACUACUUCAGCUAGAAGGGA